Messenger RNA from Symbiodinium sp. CCMP2456, 1095 nucleotides. NCBI's taxonomy places the organism in Eukaryota, Dinophyceae, Suessiales, Symbiodiniaceae. The record is from the annotation of a GenBank genome assembly.
GCAUGGGCCGAGGGGGCAGACAACAGCGCUCCCAGCCAGAUGGUGGACAGCCUGGCUGGCAUGUUUGGCGGGGAGCACAUUCUCCCUCGCAACGCUAUGCAGGUAGUGGAUCUCACGUCCGACACCAACCGUGGAGCUGCUUCCUCGCAAGACCAGGGACCUAUGAAUGGGCUGCAGCAGUUGCUCAAUGUGGCACGUCGUGCGGAGCAAAGGGUGGUGAAGCUCAUGCAACAGCGAGACAAGGCCAAAGCCCAAUGGGAUGCCUGGGAUCAAGAGAUGAAACAGGCAUUUCUGCGCGAGAAGCGCAAGUUUGCUCAGAACUCCGAGCGAUUGGAGAGGGAUAUUGCGGAGGCGCUGAACCAGCAGGAGCAAGCACGCCUCAUGGUGUUUGGGCCUGGUCUCCCAGCUGCUCAGGAGAUGUUCCCCACGGCGGACGAGGAUCGUUCGUGGGAGAUCGCACGCGAGGCUUGGGAGAAGGAGGCGGCCAACGACAUGGAUGGGGUUUUGGAGCGCGCUGUUGCCCAGGCAAGGGCAGCUGGCUUGACUCCCUUCACCCCUAUGCGUGCAAGGCCGGUUCAGCCUAUGACUCCGAAUUCGGCCAUGCCCGCCAGAUCCGCUGUCGCCGGCGGGGCUCUUACGAGUUCUGGGGUGGAGGAUCCAUACUUGGCUACCGUGACAGAGAAUGGUCCAGCUCCGAGCUGGACCCCUCCUGCUACGGGACCCGCCUCUAUGAGUGCGAGACCUCCUGGCCUGGACACCGGGAGCCGACAAUCUCCGAAGCACCCAGGACAGCGCGACUUUGGGCUCCCGCGUCAGAUGACUGCCGAGGCCCCCCCGAGGGAAGAUAUCAAGUCUGCGACGAUGCUCCCGCCUGCCAAGGCCACUCGCAACAUCUCGCUCGAAGAGAAGCUGGAGGCCAGACGCGCUGCCGAGCUGCAGAGCAUGGCUCUUCGGCCCUUUGGGGUUGGAGGCCUGAUCAAUAUGGCCGCUGGGCCAAAACCCACAGGUCUUGUGGACGACGAUUCCGACGAGGACAAACACAUGGCUGCCGAUGGCACUCUUGCAAGCCUGGACGAGCGGCCUUCGGAGACGUAA